Molecule: messenger RNA, 3819 nt
Organism: Bombus impatiens (common eastern bumble bee)
Lineage: Eukaryota; Metazoa; Arthropoda; Insecta; Hymenoptera; Apidae
Gene: Alg12
Product: dol-P-Man:Man(7)GlcNAc(2)-PP-Dol alpha-1,6-mannosyltransferase
Exons: 9
Coding region: 149-2944 (931 amino acids)
Biological process (GO): protein N-linked glycosylation
Cellular component (GO): endoplasmic reticulum membrane
Molecular function (GO): alpha-1,6-mannosyltransferase activity
Source: RefSeq, a predicted model, not a curated record
UAAUUGGACGGAGUCCAUGAGAGCAGACGAUUCCCGGUUGAUACAAGAAAUAUGUAUUUAAAAAGUUGUCUGUGUCCGUCAGAUUGUCAUGAUUAAAACGCGAAGUCUUACAAUAUUUUUGAACCCGUUCCACGUAUAGAAUAACAUAAUGAAUCAUUUAAUUAUCUUGGUGGCUUUAGUACAUUUAUUGUACUGUCCAUUUACAAAAGUGGAAGAAAGUUUCAAUCUACAGGCUAUGCACGACAUUUUAUACCAUGGUUUUAACCUGUCGGAGUAUGAUCAUCAUGAAUUUCCUGGAGUUGUGCCACGAUCGUUCAUGGGACCAAUUAUAAUAUCAGGCUUGGCAUCACCAUUAAUAGCAAUCAUUAAUUAUUUGCAACUUAAUAAAUUUUUUGCUCAAUACGUUGUAAGAGCAACAUUGGGCUUGUUAGUAAUAGGCACAUUGAAGCUAUAUAAAGAUGCUUUACAAAGCAUAUUUGGUUUGCAAUUUACAAAAUGGCUUGUUGCAAUUAUUGUGACACAAUAUCACUUUAUGUACUAUCUAAGUCGUCCAUUGCCAAAUAUAAUGGCUAUGCCACUAGUGCUACUUGCUUUAUAUGGAUGGUUGAAACAAAAUCACAUGAUAUUUAUUUGGUCAUCUGCAGCAGCAAUAAUAAUAUUCAGAGCAGAACUUGCCAUGCUACUGGGAUUAUUCCUUUUGUACGAUAUAGCCAACAAGAAACUAACCAUACUAAGACUGUUUAAAAUUGCGAUUCCGGCCGGUAUAUUUUUUCUAACGCUAACGAUCACAGUAGACUCUAUAUUUUGGAGACGAUUAUUAUGGCCUGAAGGAGAAGUAUUUUACUUUAACACUAUCCUUAAUAAAAGCAGCGAAUGGGGUACAUCGCCAUUCUUGUGGUAUUUUUACUCAGCUCUGCCUCGUGGGUUAGGUUUAUCUUACUUUUUAAUACCUUUGGGUAUGUUAUGGGAUGCACGAGUUCGAGCAUUAACAGUUCCUGGUAUAGCAUUUGUUGCAUUGUUCUCAUUUUUACCACAUAAAGAAUUGAGGUUUAUCAUAUAUGUCUUUCCACUGCUAAAUGUUAGUGCUGCAGCCGUUUGUCAUAGAAUAUGGGAAAACAGAGGGAAAAGUCCAUGGAAUGGAAUUUUAGCACUAAUAAUUUUAGGCCAUCUAGUUUUAAAUGCUCUAUUUUCUAUGUUUCUUUUAUGUGUUGCUGGUUCUAACUAUCCUGGUGGUUUAGCUAUUGCUAAAUUACAUAGACUCGAAAAAGAUUCUAUCAACCCAGUGCAUAUACACAUUGAUAUUCUAACUGCACAAACAGGAGUUUCAAGAUUUACGCAAACAAAUAGUUCUUGGAUUUAUUCAAAACAAGAAAAUUUGACUAUUGACAGUCCUGAAAUGCUUCAAUUUACACAUCUUUUAAUGGAAGCCAAAAGUAAAUACUCACCCAAUAUAAAACCAUAUCUUAAAACACACGAUAUCUUAGAUUCUGUAGAUGGUUUUUCUCAUAUAGCAUUAAAUUAUAAUAUGUUACCACCAAUAAAGAUAAAAACUAGACCAAUUAUAUUUAUCAUGAAAAGGAAGCCUAAUAUACGAUAUGAUCCCAAGAAAGCAACACCGCAGACAGUUUUGAAACAGUCAAAGGAAAAUGCUACAAAGAAAAGCAUGGGCAGCAAGGACGUCAUAAAUGACACUGUACAAGAUAUGGAACCAAUAUUGGAUGAAAUAAUGGAAUCGUUAGAGCAAUUUGAAAAACCAUUAAAUAUUAAUGAUGUAAAUAUAUUAAAUUUAGAAGUAUCAGAAGAUGAAUUAAAUAACAAAACAAACGAACCUACUGAACUCAUUGAAUCAUUAAGCACAGAAAAGUUUCCUAAUAACAUAUCUGAGAAUAAAUUAUCACAGUUACACACAUCAAUCAACGAAGAAAACCUACAAACCAUACCAAAGUUACAAAAUGAUAUCAUGACUGAAAGCAAUACUGAAUUGCAACCUGAUGUUGAGAAUAAUUCUAAUAUUAGUGAACAAAAAUUGGAUAUAAAGGAAGAAGAAAAUAAAAAGAUAGAAGUAGCUAAAGAAAGAUUAAAACUUGAUAAUGUUCAACAAGAUGGUAGUAUUUUAAAGGAAGUUGUUAAAAAACUUAUUCAAGAAAAACUGGAGGCAGUUAAAUUAAGAAAAGAUGUAAUAGACGAGAAAGUAUUACCAGAAAUUCCACAGAAAAUUAAUGCUAAAAUGAAAAGAAUAAUUCCAAUAAAAAUAGAGUCAUCACAAAAGAUAAAAAUUAUAACGAAGCAAGACUUAAAAGAAAAAUAUUCGGUGAUUCAAGAAUUAAAAGAAAAACCUGCAAUAGCUCAAGAGAUGAAAGAAAAGCCUGUAAUAAUUAAAGAAAUAAAAGAAAGACCUAUGAUAAUUCAAGAGACAAAAGAAAAACCUAUGAUAAAGCAAGAACUAAAAGAAAAGUCUGCAGUAAUCCAAGAAACAACAGAUCAACAUAAACCACUUAAUAUGAAAGAAAGCAUCAGAAAUAUAAUCAAUCAAUUUAAAGAAUUCGAAAAAGAUUUUGUACAUGAAGAUUCAGAAAUAGAUAAAAAAGAAUUAGCUGUUAAAUAUAAUGAGCAACCUACAGAAACAAGUACAAAAAAAGCAGAAGAUUUACUAAGAAUAGAUAUUAUGACAGAAAGUAGAGGUGUAAAAACAAUCAAAGAUGCCAAAGAAAGUCUACGGGACAUAAUAAAUCAGUUUAAACAAAUAAAAAGCGAAUUAACUUCAGAAGAAGACGAUCUAUUUGAAAAGAUUGAAGCUACAUAUAUGGAACGACCAAUUGCAGAAACGUUAAUGCAGUUUAGUGAAGCUUUAAAAAAUUUAGUACAACGAAGAAAAAAAAUAUCACGAAGAUGCCACAACUGUUAUUUUGUAUGUAUACUUGUUACAAAGAAAAAUUCAAAUUAAAAAUUUAGAUAUUUAACAGUAGAAGUUUACAUAUUUAAUAUUAACAUGUAUGUAUAUAGUAAUUGUUUUGUGUAUUGUAAAAAUAUCUUAUUAAUUUUUUAUAUGUUUAGAUGUUAACAUAUUUAUCUAUAUAUUACAUUAUUUGAUAUAAAACUAAUAUUUACCAAUGCAUGUUUUAAAAAAAAGAGCAUAAUUCUAUUAUUCACCCUUAACUGUUUACAAUUUUGCUAAACUGCCUUAUGAGAAUGGUAUCAUUAUUUUCUUUUUUCUAUCCUAGCAUUUAAAUUUUGCUUUCUCAUAUCCUGUGCUUUUCCUGUUGUAGCUAAGACAUUACUGUAUCUUAUGUUACUUAAGUUUAUUUCUUUAAUCAUAUUCUCAUCAGAUAGAGUUUAUCAAAAAAAGAAAGUACAUUCAUUUCCAUAUUGGUAUUUGCAGAGCAUUCAAGUGCCUUACAGUCUCUUCCAAAUUCUAUAUGUUGUAAAAUAUUAAAAAAUUAUAUGUAUACAUGUAUAACAUACUAUGUAUUAAUAUUUUGCAAUAAGUAAAAGUGAUUUAAUAUCAAAACUGUAAAUUAAUACCUAAUAUUACUAUUUCAAUCAUUGAUAAUCAAAUAUGGCCAAAUUGCAAUUAAAGAUUUUAUUAAAGAAAAUUAUACAAUUAAUCAAUGUUAAAUUUUUUUUAUUGCAAUAAGUUUCUUAUAAUUCUAUGAAUAUUUCUCGAGUAAUAUCUUUAUUCCUUUAAAUGAUUGUAUUGUGCAAUACACAGUAAAUGCUACAAUGAUCCAAUAUACCACUUUAUCUCGUGUACCACACUUUAAAUACACAGGAAGAUUAUCUUCACACUGUUUAAAUAAAUGGAAAAUAAUUAUAUAUAAA